GAUGUUAUCUAGUGACACACAACAGCCAAAAGAUCAGUUCCCUCAUUUCUUUCGAGCGACCCUUCUUAUCAACUUGGUAGUGUUUCAAAUGUAUCGCGCCCACUUUCUUCCAGGAAUUUAAGGAAGCAUUGCAGCCCCAUGGGCAGUGUUCUGGCUUUGUCUUCCGGUCCGGGCCACCCGAACUGGCCUUUUUCUACGGACCCCCCUCCUUUUCGCUGGGACGCGCAUCCUGCUCACUGGUACAGCCCGCCACGUUGGGAGAAGAGAGAUGGACGACUACCUAACCCAGGCAGCUUUCAUUCCCUACACAGGAGUUGCAAAGAUGUGUUUCCUCAACAGAUUGAGGGUAUCAAGAUGAUUGUCAAUAAAACUGUGAGCAGCUUCUUCAAGGUCAGUCAUACUCUCCACCUCAGUGCCGUCAGUCCGUCGUACUAUCGAUUCCAUGUGGAGCAUCUGCAAUCUGACGACUACAGCAAAGACAAAGAUGCCCCCGCAUUAAUUGGUGAGAUGGAUUCCUCAGGCAGUCUGAACGCUCAUGCUUUGUUGCAUCUCACUGAGCGUGUACGAGCCAGAUCGGUAUUCCAGACCCAACAGUCCCAGUUUGUAACGUGGCAGUUUGAAACAGAAUACAGAGGGAGUGACUUCACUGCUGCUGUGACGGUGGCUAAUCCAGACGUGCUUAGAGAAUCAGUUAUCCUAGUGGCUCACUUUCUGCAGAGUGUGUCCGCUGGUCUGGUGUUAGGAGGCGAGAUGGUCUACCACAGAGGCAGAGCAGAAGAGGGUGGAAUCCUCACACUGGCUGGGCAGUAUUCAAGACCAAACUGGGUGGCAACAUUAAAUGCCGGUAAAGGAGGUGCCCACGCUAGCUACUAUCAUAGAGCUAACAAGCAGAUCCAAGUUGGGGUGGAAUUUGAAGCCAGUACAAGGACUCAGGAGACCACAACCUCAUUUGGGUACCAGAUGGAACUACCAGAAGCCAACAUGGUCUUUCGAGGUAUGAUUAACAGUCGCUGCAUCAUCGGAGGCGUGCUGGAGAAACGCCUGAGCCCGCUCCCUGCCACCCUGAUCAUGGGUGCCUUUGUAAACCACCGCGGGGACAAGCUGCAAGUAGGUCUCGGUGUCAAUGUGGGACAAUAGUCUACUUUUUUUUUAUCAUUGCUGACAUUGACAACUGACAAAACAGAAUGCUGCCUCCAUGAAUCUAUACUUAAAAAAAAAAAAAAACCUGAAGGUGAGUCAGUUCCAGGAAAUCCCACAGUAUGGGGCCUCGAAGAAUUCCUGAAAUCAGUGCAUCAUCUCAAUGCAAUCUACCUCUGAAAAUAAAGGGGGAUUAUUUAUUUAUUUAUUUAUUUAUUUAUUUAAUUUAUUUAUUUGGGCGCCGUCCCAUUAAGCAGAUAAUAAUGUGGCUUUCUGAGUGGCGCAACAAGAGUUAUGAGGGCUCUACUAGUACGGACAUUUUGUUACAACUUGUAAAAAAGAAAAUAAUGUUAUUUUAAGAUUUUUCAAUGGAGUGUUUGCCAUUUUCCCCGCAAAGUAGAAUACAAUCGUUGUAAUUUAAAUCUAUAACAUGCAGAUUAUAAACUGGUUUUGGAUCGGUAGUAACCAAGUUUGAUUUUAAUACAACCAAAAAUGACGGUUUGGAUUGGACAGAUCGACCCC
This is a messenger RNA of Syngnathus acus (greater pipefish), 1659 nucleotides long. RefSeq lists its product as uncharacterized. Gene Ontology annotation, molecular function: transmembrane protein transporter activity. The transcript is spliced from 10 exons. The record is from RefSeq and is a predicted model, not a curated record. The coding region runs from base 139 to 1137 and encodes 332 amino acids. Gene Ontology annotation, cellular component: mitochondrial outer membrane; mitochondrial outer membrane translocase complex. Lineage: Eukaryota; Metazoa; Chordata; Actinopteri; Syngnathiformes; Syngnathidae. Gene Ontology annotation, biological process: protein import into mitochondrial matrix.